AUGGGUCUCAUGCCACCAGUCUCAAAUAGCCCAACACUACAAGGCGAUUAUGAUAUAUUGAUGAAAGAUGCGCAAGAGCUGAUCGCUCGCAAAGACAAGCUAGAGCAAGAACUAAGAGAGUUGGAAGAUGUCCUCAUCAGUGCUGGUGUAGGCAUGGAUACACCUUUAGUUGAUAAUGCAGGCUUUCCUCGAUCAGAGAUUGAUGUUCACACUAUCAGAACCAGCCGCAAUAUGAUUCAUCGUUUGAGAAAUGACCAUCGAGAUAUCAUGUCUGAAAUUGAGGCAACUUUGCAUCGAAUCCAUCAGUUGAAGAAAGCAUCCGACGAAGCAGGCACCACUACAUCAGCUCCAACAUCCACAAGUAGCACUUCGAGUACCAAUGCGACUACCUCUGAUUCUAUCGGUAAUAUAUCAGAUGCAACCAGAAGCGAUGAAAGGCCCAUUCCUUUCGCAGUGGUAAAUGCGGUUGCACCUGAUUCCCCCGCAUACAAUUCUGGAUUACGCAGAAAUGAUCAAGUUGUUCAAUUUGGAGGUAUUCAUGCUGGCAAUCAUAGCCGUUUACAAGCUUUGAAUACACUGAUCAGCCACAGCGAGAAUCAGACACUGACAUUGUCUGUCUUGAGGGAUGGAAUUUCACUUCAAAUGUUGAUACGACCAAGAUCUGGAUGGGGAGGUAGAGGCACUUUGGGUUGUCAUCUAUUGCCUUUGUAA
Molecule: messenger RNA, 711 nt
Organism: Mucor velutinosus
Lineage: Eukaryota; Fungi; Mucoromycota; Mucoromycetes; Mucorales; Mucoraceae
Product: mitogen activated protein kinase 2
Exons: 1
Coding region: 1-711 (236 amino acids)
Biological process (GO): proteasome regulatory particle assembly
Cellular component (GO): cytoplasm; nucleus
Molecular function (GO): protein binding
Source: RefSeq, a predicted model, not a curated record